Messenger RNA from Humulus lupulus (European hop), 884 nucleotides. Its product is annotated as HVA22-like protein f. The coding region runs from base 113 to 583 and encodes 156 amino acids. Lineage: Eukaryota; Viridiplantae; Streptophyta; Magnoliopsida; Rosales; Cannabaceae. The record is from RefSeq and is a predicted model, not a curated record. The transcript has 5 exons.
GUCAAACACAUGCAUAUAUUGUUCUAAGUAUUAGAAAUCUUUUCAGCCUUUCAGAACAUAUACAUCUAUACAUAUUAUUAUUGCUUGAUUAUAUCAGCAGUACCAACUAGCCAUGGGUGUUCUUGGUGCAAUAGCUAAACAUUUUGAUACUAUUAUCGGGCCAGGAACAAUGCUUGUUUAUCCAUUAUAUGCAUCGAUGAGAGCUAUAGAGACUCCUUCAUCACUAGACGAUCAACAAUGGCUGACAUACUGGGUUUUAUAUUCCUUCAUUGCACUUUUUGAGCUUUCUUGUUGGCAAGUCCUCGCAUGGGUUCCUUUUUGGGCGUACAUUAAGCUGUUGUUUUGCAUGUGGUUGGUGUUUUUCAAUGGAGCAGCAUAUAUAUAUGGGAAUAUAGUGAGAAAAUAUGUGAAGAUUGGGAAUCAUAUGAUGGUCAACUCAAAUUAUCCAGAGAGUCAAAGGAAAGUUUUAGAGAUGAUGAGCCUUGACGCUAGAAACUCCAUUGAACAAUAUAUCGGUCGUUAUGGACCAGAUGCAUUCGAAAGAGUCAUCAAAGCUGCUGAGAAAGAAGCAAGGAAGCACUGAAUAAACAAACCAAGCUGUCUCACAAGCAUCAUAAAUUCAUUGCAUAGAUUGAUAAAUACAAUUAAAAAAAUCGUGUGUGUAUAUGUUUUAUAUAUACGGAUUAUAAUUAUAUCAGCAUUUUUUUAUAUAAAUAAAUGUUACAAGUAAAAGAAAACAGAGAGCCUUUUAAGCUUAAUUCAUCAAUUGAAUUUGAACAAAUUCACUGAAUUAAUGAUUUCACGAGCUUUAUUCAAUUGAUUUAUUGGUGAAUGAUACAAUAAUAUAUGUGUAUAAUAUAAUUAAUUAUAUAUAUAUAUAACGU